Pyricularia pennisetigena is the source of this 1086-nucleotide messenger RNA. RefSeq lists its product as uncharacterized. The record is from RefSeq and is a predicted model, not a curated record. Gene Ontology annotation, cellular component: plasma membrane. Bases 1 to 1086 code for a protein of 361 amino acids. Lineage: Eukaryota; Fungi; Ascomycota; Sordariomycetes; Magnaporthales; Pyriculariaceae. The transcript has 2 exons.
AUGUCGACCAACACCACCGCACAUCUCAAUGGCCAGGAAGAAAGCGUCGGUUCCUCGCGGGGCAAGGCUCCCGACGGCGGCGAGACCCAAGUUGGCUUCAGACCACAGGCCAACAUGACCGUGCAGCCUCCGCGACAGGAAGAUUUGCAGAAGAGCUAUGCAAGCAUUGUUGGAGACGAAGCCAACCCCAAGGGCUGGUAUGGUACAAUGGUCAACACCAUCGGCUCUGCCAUCGGAACGCUGGGUGCCUUCCCCUGCUGCAUUUGCUGCCCGAACCCGUACAAGAACGUGCAGCAGGGCAACGUUGGCCUCGUUACCAAGUUCGGUCGCUUCUACAAGGCCGUCGAUCCAGGCCUGGUUAAGAUCAACCCCUUGUCGGAGCGCCUGGUCCAGGUCGACGUCAAGAUCCAGAUCGUCGAGGUCCCCAAGCAGGUCUGCAUGACCAAGGACAACGUGACCCUGCACCUAACGUCUGUCAUCUAUUACCACAUCGUCUCGCCCCACAAGGCCGCCUUUGGAAUCGCAAACGUCCGCCAGGCCCUCGUCGAGCGCACCCAGACCACCCUCCGCCACGUCGUCGGCGCCCGCGUUCUCCAGGACGUCAUUGAGCGUCGUGAGGAGAUCGCCCAGAGCAUCGGCGAGAUCAUCGAGGAUGUCGCCGCCGGCUGGGGUGUCCAGGUUGAGAGCAUGUUGAUCAAGGACAUCAUCUUCAGCCAGGAGCUUCAGGAGUCGCUCUCCAUGGCCGCGCAGAGCAAGCGCAUAGGCGAGAGCAAGAUCAUCGCCGCCAAGGCCGAAGUGGAAUCGGCAAAAUUAAUGAGGCAGGCCGCCGACGUACUCGCGAGCGGCCCGGCUAUGCAGAUAAGAUACCUGGAAGCAAUGCAGGCGAUGGCGAAGAGUGCAAACAGCAAAGUCAUUUUCCUUCCCGCAACGAACCAGACUAUUCCCGACAUGAAUCCUAACCCUAACCUGACCCCUAACCUUAACCCAAACGGCGAGGGUACCAGCAACAACCCCUUCCACGUUGGUGAUUCGCAGGACCCUGGUUACCAGCAGGCACUGCAGGCACGCAUGGUUGAGAACAUCUAA